This is a messenger RNA of Actinia tenebrosa (Australian red waratah sea anemone), 3134 nucleotides long. Its product is annotated as protein MCM10 homolog. Gene Ontology annotation, biological process: DNA replication initiation; DNA replication. Lineage: Eukaryota; Metazoa; Cnidaria; Anthozoa; Actiniaria; Actiniidae. Gene Ontology annotation, molecular function: DNA replication origin binding; single-stranded DNA binding. Gene Ontology annotation, cellular component: nuclear replication fork; nucleus. The record is from RefSeq and is a predicted model, not a curated record.
CGAGCAUUCUUCGCGCCAAAAUAUAAAUAAGGUAAUGGAAGCAUCAUAAGAAAACAGAUAAACAUACCAAAUACUGCAACGAUCUCUCGGCUGAGGACCUGAAAACACAAAAUGGAAGCUGAGGAUGAUCUUAACGUCUUGGCUGCACUGUUAGAUGAUGAUGAUGACAACGAUGAUGGUGACAACGAUGAUGCUUUUCUUAAUGAAGCUGCUGAAUUGUGUCCGGAAACAAAAACACCAACAUCACCAACCACUCAAACUUCAACCAAAGAGACAAGCUCAAUAUCCUGUAUAGAAACCCCCAAAUUAUUAGAACCACCUAAAAAACAAUCAGUAAAAAGGAAGAGAGAAGAAACGUCAGCAAAAGAAGAAGCAUCAAAGAAGGUUCCUGGUAACAAAGAAAAGGAUGUUCAAAUGGAUGCGUUCUCUGGCUUGUACAUUAUUAAUCCUCUCAUCUCAUCAACAAGCAUGUCAAAUAGAAUGGAAGGACGCAAAAUGAUUCUUAUUUCAAACAUAUCAAGGUUAUUGAAAGGAAAGGAUGCUGACUAUGAUUGGGUGACUAUAGGUGUCCUUGCCAAGAAGCUUCCUGCAAAAACCAGCUCAAAUGGCAAAACCUAUGGGAUCUGGAAACUUUCAGAUCUUGGAGCAACAACUGCAAAUGAUACUGUCGCACUGUUCUUGUUUGGGGAAGUGUAUAAAAAACACUGGAAGACCACAGAGGGGAGUGUUAUUGCAUUACUCAAUCCAUCUAUACUCCCUGCUAAAGAGAAACAGUCUCAGGAGCUAGCCCUUACACUGGAUAAUCCUAAGAAACUGAUGAUGAUGGGCAUUAGUAGAGAUUUUGGCCACUGCUUGGCUCUCACAAAGAAGGAUGGAAAAUCAUGCACCAACAUCGUUAACAAGCAGUAUGGGGAGUUCUGUGAAUAUCAUAUCACUUCAGCAUACAAGAAAGUUCAAUCGCGAAGAAUAGAACUGCAGUCAGAGUACAAAACUCCAAACAAAAGUCCUCUUAUCAAGAAGCUCUGUAAAGACAUGUCUUCCUCAACAUUCAUGUAUCAGGGAAAAACACUAACCUUGAACAGUGCUGCACCACAGAAGACCAAAAAUGUGUCCUUGGCUGCUCUUGACAACGCACAAAAUGUUAAAACCUCACAAGUAACAGCUAUAAAGGAAAAGCCUUCGAAAACUACAACGAACAACACUGAUAAACCAUCCACGCAUUUUCUAGACUUAUUGGCACAGCCGUCUGUGGGCACCAGGAAUCUCGUCAAGUAUCUACACUUGGAUAAAGAAAAACAGGAAAACAAAAAAGAAACAGUAAAAGAAAUGUCCGCAUCCCAACUACUCAAGAACCACAAUCGAGAUGUUCAAAAGUCUAGGGAGGUAGCAAGAACCAAGUCAUUGGUACCAAUGCUAGGGAAAGGUAUCCAACCAGGUGGAGAUAUCGUAUUUGAUGGCUUCCCUCAAAAGACGAGUAAAUCAUCUGCGCUCGCAAAGCAUCGCGCUUUAUCUAUGAUUCGUAGCAAAGGACCUCUCGAAAAAAGCAAUCCAAAUGCCGUCAAGAAAAAGAUUUCACCCUUGGCAAACAAGAAUGUAGAACAACGAGUGGAGAGUAAUAUAAACAGCAGCACAAUACAGUCAAAUGAAAAUUCCAGUCCAGAAAACCAGCCAAAGAAGAGAAGACUCUUGGGUCCCGAGUUUGGUGUCAUUAACUUAAAUUCAAACGAAGGCAAAAGAUUACUGCGUGCAAAAUCUUUGCACAACGAUCAAGUAGAAUCGGUGCAAGCAGAAAGGCAGGAAAAAUAUUUCAACGAACUCGAGAAGAAAGAAAGAUUAGAGGAUAAGAUGAAAGCCAUCAAGGAACUCACCGUGACGGUCUAUUGUUGUAAGAAGUGUAAAUACAUAGAUGAAAGUGCGGCAGACAUUUGCUUCAAGGAAAAUCACCCACUCAAGAAAACCAAAGCUUCAAAGCGGUUCUUUGCUUGCAAACACUGUGGAACUAGAGCUAUUAGCUAUUCUUCAAAGUUACCAAAGGUUACAUGCAGCAACUGCGGUGAAAUGAAUUUUGAAAGAGCUUCAAUGUAUAUGGAAAGAAAAGGGCCUAAAAUUGGCGGAGAGACGUUAUUAGUCAGAGGAGAAGAACAGCCAAAGUAUUUUAAUUCUAUUCAAAGUUGAAAUCAUUAGAACAUAUUGGGUUCAAAAUCUGAUUUUACCGACGUGCCGUACCGUGUUUAUUAUAAGUGCUUUCCUUCAAGGCACUAAAACCACCAGUACCUAAUUAGAAAGGCCAAGUUUGGGCUACCUGUGGGCAAAUCGUUCUCAUUGGUUCAGAAGUAGACGUGCGCGGUGAUUGGUUGAGCGGAUUUGGUCGGUUCCGUGUCAUGAGCGUACCGCGCGCGCCGUAUUCUUUUUAACAUUCAUACCAAAAAACAAGUACUCUAUAUAGACGAACCUUUUUUAGUUUGAACAUUAAUUUUUUUUUUAAUCUCAGAUUCCUUUUUUGUAUUCGGUUUUCCAACUGUUCUCGUUCUCUUGAGUAUUAUAGCUUUAUCUUUCAGUCGUAUUUAAAAUUUACAUUGAUAUGGAUUAAUUAACUCAAACUUUUUAUACACCAAUGGUACAGGAUGCCAUAUUUCAUGUCAGGAAAGUUAAAGUGAUUCUAAAGUUUAAAUAAAUAUUAAAGUAUCGAGAUUAGGAAAAACUGGACGGGUGAGAAUUUCAAUCCUAAUGGGGGGAGGGAAAGAGUUUAUGCCUCAUUAGGGAAUUCAAUUAUGCUGCUAUUGCCGGUUUAAUAUCGUGCUUAUACACGUGGCAGGCGAAACGAUUCGAUAAAUGAUAGACACGUUAGAAUUAUUAGAAUUGAAGUCUUAGAACUAUCUAACCACAUCUAUACAGCAAGUCGUAUUUCAUUAUUUGAAAACAGCUUGUUUUGUAAAGAACACUGAUUGAUAAGUUAGAAGGUAGCAAACUGGCAGACUGUCUUAGGUGCGUUUAAAAAAAGUUAAAACUAAAAUACAGACUUUGUAUAUAAUGUUAAGUAGGACAAUGUUGAAAUAUCUACAUGUAACUCACAUCUGAUGUGUUCGAGUUGUAUGGCUUUCUAACGUCUUUUAAAGGCCAGUGAAUGGAAUUGA